Molecule: messenger RNA, 1888 nt
Organism: Photinus pyralis (common eastern firefly)
Lineage: Eukaryota; Metazoa; Arthropoda; Insecta; Coleoptera; Lampyridae
Gene: CCT1
Product: T-complex protein 1 subunit alpha
Exons: 6
Coding region: 112-1785 (557 amino acids)
Biological process (GO): protein folding
Cellular component (GO): chaperonin-containing T-complex
Molecular function (GO): ATP binding; ATP hydrolysis activity; ATP-dependent protein folding chaperone
Source: RefSeq, a predicted model, not a curated record
UCCCCUUCUUUUAUAUGUCACUAGCAUUUGUUAAACAAAAAGUGCUAAUUCCAAAAUAAUUAUUCAUCGAAAUUUGUUAAUUGGUGAAUUGUAAAAAAGAAAUCAAUCACAAUGUCUACACUUGCAAGUCCUUUAUCAGUUGCGGGAACCAGAACUUCAGGUGCUCCUGUACGAACACAAAACGUGAUGGCCGCAUGCUCUAUCUCAAACAUUGUGAAAAGCUCUUUAGGUCCAGUCGGUUUAGACAAAAUGUUAGUUGACGAUAUCGGCGACGUGACCGUCACUAAUGAUGGAGCCACCAUUCUACGUUUACUUGAAGUAGAACAUCCCGCCGCGAAAGUAUUAGUGGAAUUGGCACAGCUUCAGGAUGAAGAAGUCGGAGAUGGGACUACAUCUGUGGUUAUUAUAGCAGCAGAGCUUCUAAAGAACGCAGAUGAACUGGUGAAACAGAAGAUUCAUCCCACCUCCAUUAUAAGCGGGUAUCGUCUGGCAUGUAAGGAGGCAUGUAGAUAUAUUACAGAUAAUCUUACAAUACCAGUGGAGGAGUUGGGUAGGGAGAAUAUAAUUAAUGUUGCAAAGACCGCAAUGAGUUCUAAAAUCAUUGGAGCAGAUGCAGAGUUGUUUUCCAACAUCGUCGUUGAUGCCGCCAACGCUAUCAAAAUUGUUGACGUAAAAGGAAACCCAUUGUAUCCCAUCAAAGCGGUCAAUGUUCUAAAGGCACACGGACGUAGCGCCAGAGAGAGUGUUUUGGUCCAAGGCUAUGCCUUAAACUGCACCGUUGCCAGUCAAGCAAUGCCAAAGAGAAUUACAAAUGCUAAAAUUGCGUGUUUAGACUUUUCUCUUCAAAAGGCCAAAAUGAAAUUGGGCGUACAGGUUUUGGUUACGGAUCCCGAGAAAUUGGAGGCAAUUCGCGCGCGCGAGCUUGACAUAACUAAAGAGAGAAUUCAAAAGAUUUUGGCAACUGGUGUUAACGUUGUAUUAUGCACCGGUGGAAUUGAUGAUCUGUGUUUGAAAUAUUUCGUUGAGAAUGGAGCUAUGGGGGUGAGACGAGUUAAAAAGAACGAUCUGAAGAGAAUCGCCAAAGCCACAGGAGCUGCUUUCGUUACAUCUUUAAGCAACAUGGAUGGUGAGGAAAGCUUUGAAGCCAGCAUGGUUGGAGAAGCUGCAGAAGUUGUGCAAGAAAGAAUAAGUGAUGAUGAAUUAAUUUUGAUUAAAGGACCCAAAGCACGGACAGCUGCUUCAAUUAUUUUACGUGGCCCCAAUGACUUCUAUUGUGAUGAAAUGGAACGUUCCGUCCAUGACGCACUCUGUGUGGUAAAACGUGUUUUGGAGUCGAAAAGUGUGGUUACUGGAGGUGGAUCAGUAGAAGCAGCCUUGUCAAUUUACUUAGAAAAUUUUGCAACAACUCUAAGCUCUCGCGAGCAACUGGCAAUAGCUGAAUUUGCACGUAGUCUGCUUGUAAUUCCAAAAACCUUAGCAGUCAAUGCGGCACAAGAUGCUACCGAUCUAGUUGCAAAAUUAAGAGCGUAUCAAAAUUCAAGUCAGACGAACAUUAACCAUGCACAUUUGAAAUGGAUUGGUCUUGAUUUAAUUGAAGGGACGGUGCGAGAUAACAAAAAGGCGGGCGUAUUGGAACCCACCAUAUCGAAAAUUAAGUCAUUGAAGUUCGCAACGGAAGCCGCCAUUACUAUUCUAAGAAUCGAUGACAUGAUUAAGCUGGAUCCUGAAGAUAAGAAAGGCAAGAGCUACCAGAAUGCAAUGGAAAGUGGCGAAUUGUAUGGUUAAUUCUUACUUUGAAGAAAUUUUUUCUACUAAUGUUCCAUUUUUUAUUUAUCUUAACUCAUUAAACACAUUAAUUCUUGCAUCAAUAUAGUAACAGAUAAUUACA